AUGUCUGAUCUUUACGCAUCCUUGCAAGUGUUCCCAAGAAAGAAACGGUACCUUCCGGAGCUUGAUGAUAGUAACACUCUCACUCCGAAGAAAAUGAGGACUGCGCCUCCAACACCUCCUCCUACGAAGUCUCGGUCCAAAAGUGAAAACCAAAAGCAGCCCUUGCCCAGACCGCUUACGCGACUCCACAACCUACAUACAGCCUUACAACAUGCUCUCUCACAUGCUCUAGCGACUUGUGCUAUCUCGCCAACUGCCGACUCUUCCAUCGUCAGAAAUGUUCUAAAUCAUAUUUCUCUCACUACCUACUCAGGCUUUUCUACAUCUUUCGAGCUCGAUGAUCUGAAGCGACUUUGCUGGUUGUGGGAAUGGGAUGGCUACUCUCUGGAAGGAACACAGAAGAAGGAGGAAGAAGAUAACCCUUUCUUGGAAUCUUAUUCUAAUACACCAACCUCGGAUUGGACUCGAGGCUCAAUGGGUCUUAUAAUCAGCCCAGCGACUCAUUAUUCCAAAGUCGACCGUAAACGAGUACCUGCCUAUGGAAUUGGCAUCGAGGUUGAAAUGGAUAUUGAUAAGGACAUGGAAAGUGGCAUGGCCGCUGUCGCGCGCUGGACUGCAGGCUCCGAUAAAAGACGGUCCGAAUUUCUUACAAAGCUCGAACGUUGGGUCGAAAUUCACAAAGACGGUUCCUCGAUUCCAAAUGUUCCAUUAGCUGCCAUUCCUGAGCUUUCAGCCUCGAAAGUCUCUGCUUUAACUCGGACCUUGGCGUCCUGUUCGCCGUCUGCAGCUUCUUCCAUCAAGUUACCCGGUCCCCCUUCAUCCCCUUCCCGGUCCCCGACGAAGCGAUCAGCUCGUGAAUUUGCUAUAUCGUUUCCCGGUGAUCUUUCUUCAACAUCACCCAGAAAGAAGAGCACCGUUUUAUUCCCUCAGACCCCUUCGCGCCACCAACGGGUAGCAGGCCCUCCAGACACCCCGUCAUCGGCAGCUUCUUCCCCAUCCAAAGACUCAUCUAUUCCCUCUACCCCAGUCCAUCAACGGAUUUCCAACGAUACCCCAGUGCAGACACCAACAAGUUCGCGCAGACAGGCCUUGUAUGAACGAGUUCGCCAAAGAUCAUUGUCUAGCUCACCGACAAAGGUGCAGCGUCACUCGAUCCUUGUCUCUCCAACGAAGAUGACAAGAGAUCAGCUUUUGAAGCUCAGUCAGGACCAAAUGAGGCGUCGGUGCCUACUCGGUCGAUUAGGAGGUGUAGCGGAGAGCAUUUGGAUGCUUUUCUCACAUCCUUCUGGGAGCGGUUCUUCGACCCCUUCGCGCAAACGUCGUUCUCUACCUCUGACCGACGUCGUUACUGCGGUCAUUAAAUCUUCUCCAGUCCCGAUAUCAUCAGCAGAAGCAAAUGAAUCCAUCCUCAUGUUAGUGAAGCUAUGCCCGUUCUUCCUAAAGAAGAUAGAUAUAUCUGGCCAGGACUGGUUGGAAAUGCCGGCUAGCAGUCCCAGCACGACAACCCCCCUGGUGGAGGGAUCCCCUACGAAAGCCAGGCCUACAGGAUCUUCUAGUCCGGGAAAGCAUAAAGGAAAGGAGGAAAGUGCGCAAGAACUUGUCACUCGUAGUCCAAGAAGGGUAAAGAAGGAGGUCGGAGGCUUGCGUGAAGUUCGUGAGAUCAUUCGUCGAGAACUGGAACUCGAGGACUAA
This is a messenger RNA of Cyclocybe aegerita, 1692 nucleotides long. NCBI's taxonomy places the organism in Eukaryota, Fungi, Basidiomycota, Agaricomycetes, Agaricales, Hemipholiotaceae. The record is from the annotation of a GenBank genome assembly.